This is a messenger RNA of Daphnia pulicaria, 2482 nucleotides long. Its product is annotated as sodium-independent sulfate anion transporter-like. Bases 287 to 2281 code for a protein of 664 amino acids. Gene Ontology annotation, cellular component: membrane. The record is from RefSeq and is a predicted model, not a curated record. The transcript has 14 exons. Gene Ontology annotation, molecular function: sulfate transmembrane transporter activity. NCBI's taxonomy places the organism in Eukaryota, Metazoa, Arthropoda, Branchiopoda, Diplostraca, Daphniidae. Gene Ontology annotation, biological process: transmembrane transport.
CUGUGAAUGUGUGCCUUGCCGGAUAUACGGUUUUAAGAAGACAAAGGAGAGGUGGGGGUGGACAUCACGUGCUCAUUAUAAGACAGCCGAAACCCUCAAGGCCAAACAAAAGGCGUCAGCAGCGAUAUGUCGACCAUCAUAUCGUUAGUAUUUGAACCAAUAGAACUGUCGCUGAUGGCUCGCGCCAUGUGCUUGUGAAACAUUCAGUGUUCGCUUGCAGCUGGAGUUGGGAUAUUUGGGUGUUUCGGUUCCAGCCGGUUGGGAAUAUUUUUUUUUACCAACAAACAUGCGAAAAUGGUGGAAUUUGCCUAAUACUUUACAGUUUGAUACUCAAAUGGAAGACACCGGCUGCACCACUAAGUUGACAGGCAGUGGAAAAGAAAGUGCGAAUCCGGACUUCAACGACGAAUCUAAAUAUGGAUCUAUUGUUCAGCUAAGCCCAAGCCGGGCUGGCAACAGUUCGUGGUGGAAAAAGCGAAAUGACCGUAUUUUCCGUAGGAAGACUCUUUUGAUGCGAGUACCAAUCCUGCAGUGGCUACCAAAGUAUUCCUCUAAUGAUUUUGCUGCUGAUUUGAUAGCGGGUGUCACUAUCGGAAUCACAGUCAUCCCACAAGCACUUGCAUACGCGACGAUUGGAGGACUUCCUCCAGAGUAUGGACUGUAUUCUGCUUAUGUGGGCUGUUUCGUCUACGUUGUUUUAGGCAGUACACGAGUCGUUACGAUUGGACCUACGGCUCUUUUAGGUCUACUUACACACGACGGAGCCUUAUUGAUGGGCCCACAAGCGGCCGUGCUGUUAGCUUUUCUUACGGGUUGCAUUUCACUGCUAUUUGGAAUACUUAAUUUUGGUUUUCUCAUCGAGUUUAUCGCCGCGCCGGUUAUUGCUGGUUUCACAACAGCCGCUGCUUUAACCAUAGGCACCACGCAAGUCAAGUCUCUUUUAGGACUGAAAUUCGAAGCUGAUGGAUUCGUAGAGACUUGGAAAGCGGUGUUUGAGCACAUAGAUGAGACGAAAACGUGGGAUGCUGUAAUGGGAUUCUCAAGCGUUGCAGCUUUGCUUCUUCUCCGUUUGUUGGACAAGGUGAAAAUUGGUAUCGAAGACGAUCGCACCACUUUUCAGCGUUUCAUCAAUGGGACUUUCUGGUUGAUCUCUGUGUCCCGGAAUGCGAUUGUCAUCAUUAUUGGCUGCACUAUCGCAGCCGCAUUAAUAACGCCAGGUGAUGACGACACUCUUUUUGAAAUCACAGGGAACAUAACGAGUGGAUUGCCCUCUAUCCAACCGCCCUCGUUUAACAUAGAGUACGGCAACCAAACUUUCAGUUUCGUGGAAAUCUGUCAAAACCUUGGCUCUGCACUUUUUGUUACCCCUUUAAUUGCCAUCCUAGAAUCAAUGGCGAUCGCGAAAUCUUUUGCAAAAGGCCAACGAAUCGAUGCUAGUCAAGAAAUGAUAGCCAUUGGAACGAGCAAUUUAUUGGGCUCUUUUGUGUCUUCAUUCCCAGUAUCCGGAUCUUUCUCCCGCACUGCUGUCAAUAACGCUAGUGGCGUACGAACUGCGUUAGGCGGAAUUUACACUGGAAUUUUGGUUUUGCUCGCUAUAACUAUUUUGACACCAUAUUUUUUCUUUAUACCCAAGAGCUGCCUUGCAGCUGUGAUAAUCACGGCAGUAAUAUUCAUGGUUGAAAUCCAUUUAGUUAAACUUGUUUGGAAUUCUCGGAAGUUAGAUCUGAUUCCACUCUUUGUCACCUUUUCGUUCUGCCUUUUUCUCAGUCUGGAGAUUGGCAUCAUAAUUGGCACCGCAGUUAAUUUAGCAAUGCUUUUGUAUGCAACGGCUCGACCACGGAUUAAAAUUCUGACAUUUCAAAACACUUCGGCGACUGAUGCUCAUAUUCACUAUUUGCACAUCACACCGGACAGGAGCGUUGUAUUCACAGCAAUAGACUAUUUCAUGUCGACUGUUAGGAAAGCCUCCGUUUUAUACCCUGGAGUUCCAGUGGUGAUUGAUCUAAGCUACGUUUCAAUAGCUGACUUUUCUACUGCCUAUGGUUUUGACAAUUUGGCGGAAGACUUGCACAAACGCGGUCAUCCGCUUGUUAUUACUAAAGCGCAUCCGAGAGUCUUAACUAUUCUGGAAGGUGUACGAGGAACCAAACUUCAUGUGCAUAGAGAUGGAAUUGAAUUAGAUCGACUUCUACUAGAACUCUGGUCAACUUGUUCGAUUGCUAAAAACGAUAAACAAAACAAAGAAAGUGCUACAGUUCAAGUUCCAAUUAAUUCUGAGUAAUAGGUCUAGUUUAAAAAAUUUAUAUAAUUAUGAGUUUACGUCGGUCAUAUCUGAAUCUAUCGAAUGUAUUUUUUGUUAACGUGAUUUCUUACAGUACCGGAUUGCCAGAAUGAAGUUUAUUAUAAAUUUCAGAAGUAGCAAUCAAUCUUUUCUUUGUUUCAUGACUCACCAAGUCACCAAUAAACCAUUAAUUUUAAAGGU